This is a messenger RNA of Lotus japonicus, 1849 nucleotides long. RefSeq lists its product as uncharacterized. The transcript is spliced from 6 exons. Gene Ontology annotation, biological process: DNA replication, Okazaki fragment processing. The record is from RefSeq and is a predicted model, not a curated record. The coding region runs from base 68 to 1201 and encodes 377 amino acids. Lineage: Eukaryota; Viridiplantae; Streptophyta; Magnoliopsida; Fabales; Fabaceae. Gene Ontology annotation, molecular function: DNA binding; 5'-flap endonuclease activity.
CUAAAAAACACAAUAAACCCAUCUUCCUUUCCAACAGCCACGCCUGAGAAAGAAGCAAAGCGGUGGGAUGGCAACUACGAUGUCAGCAGAGAAGAUGAGAACAUUGGAAACAACCCUGUUUUCAGGCACUUACAUUCAACCAACUUGUUUCACCACUUCCGUUUCCUACAAAUCUCGAAGAACCCCAAUUGCACUGACCUUAACCACCAACACACAGCCACGACCAAAGGGAAAGCCACUGGGUUGGUCAUUGGAACAAACACUUGGUGCGCAAUCUCUGCCUGAGAAGAAAACUGGGAAGAAAAGGGUCUUCUUUUUAGAUGUUAAUCCUCUCUGUUAUGAAGGAAGUAAGCCCAGCAUGCACUCUUUUGGUAGAUGGCUCUCUCUUUUUCUCUCUCAAGUAACUAACAACGACCCUGUCAUUGCGGUUAUUGAUGGAGAAAGGGGCAGUGAGCAUCGCAGAAAGCUGCUACCCUCUUAUAAGGCACAUAGGAAAAAGUUCACGAGACACCUAUCUUCUAUGCAAAGAUUUUCAAGUGGUCAUGUGGGGAGGUUCAAUCAAGUCAUAAAUGAUGUCCUUGGAAGGUGCAACAUACCAGUUAUAAAAAUUGAUGGCCAUGAAGCUGAUGAUGUUGUAGCUACACUUGCUGGACAAGUUCUCAAUAAAGGGUUUCGAGUGGUGAUUGCCUCCCCGGAUAAGGAUUUUAAACAACUUAUUUCUGAAGAUGUGCAAAUGGUUAUGCCUUUGCCAGAUUUACAGAGAUGGUCCUUCUACACCCUGAGGCACUACAGAGACCAGUACAAUUGUGAUCCCCAGUCUGAUCUCAGCCUUAGAUGUAUAGUAGGUGAUGAAGUUGAUGGCGUUCCUGGCAUCCAACAUGUGGUCCCUAGUUUCGGCCGGAAGACUGCUCUAAAACUUAUUAAAAAGCACGGUUCACUGGAAACUUUAUUGAGUGCUGCUGAAGUAAGGACUGUGGGCAGACCAUAUGCACAGGAUGCCCUUACAAAGUAUGCUGAUUACCUACGGAGAAACUAUGAAGUUCUUGCCUUGAAGAUGGAUGUAAAUGUCCAACUUUAUGAAGAGUGGUUGGUGGAGAGAGACACUCAAAACGAUGCAAUUGCACUAUCUACCUUCUUUAAAUAUUUGGAAGAAAGUAAGGAGCUCACCUACAAUAACAGACCUAACCUUUAUAAUGGUUGAAUUCAUACAGGGAUCUUGCUGGUAUUAUGUUUGCUGACUAUAAAAACGAAGCUUGCUAUAACUGCUUCAUCAGCAUCCGUACAGUGGACUUGCUUUCCACUAAGUCAGCAUCUGUGUUUUCCACUGACGAACAAGCAUGCCUAACAUUUAUGUUUGGAGCGAUGGAGAGCACCGAUCUACGCAAAUGAGGCCAUAUAUACUUCUACCAGUGGGUUGUUAUGAAAUUGAAAUUGCAACCAGAAUAGAAGCAUGCUUCGAUCAGUUUAAUCAAUUCUGGCACCCAGAAGCUACACACAAAAACUUCUCCUCAGCAUUAAUUCUGGUUUCAAAUCAAUUAUAGAAUAAUUUCGAAACAUGCUCUAGAUAUGAGACAAUAUCUUCAGAUAUCUCAUAUCUGCAUUGAGGUACAUAUAAACUAGUCUGCCUCCACAUUUCGUGAACAUGUUCCGAUAAUUUAUUACAUACACUUUACAUCUUUGUUGGGAUUUUGAUUUGUUGUCCAGUUGUGAGGAGAUAAAUUUCAUUGUAUGGAAAUGUUUUAUAAUGGUUAUUCUGGUGGUCACCAUUCUAUUUGAAAAUAAUGGUAUUGGCUUUAUUGUCAACUGCAAAUAUUUUGAAGAUUUGGGGACAUUGAUUUUGUGAUUCUUA